Messenger RNA from Salarias fasciatus (jewelled blenny), 2447 nucleotides. It is a transcript of the gene poldip2, whose product is annotated as polymerase (DNA-directed), delta interacting protein 2. The record is from RefSeq and is a predicted model, not a curated record. The transcript has 11 exons. The coding region runs from base 23 to 1156 and encodes 377 amino acids. Gene Ontology annotation, molecular function: DNA binding. Gene Ontology annotation, biological process: error-free translesion synthesis. NCBI's taxonomy places the organism in Eukaryota, Metazoa, Chordata, Actinopteri, Blenniiformes, Blenniidae. Gene Ontology annotation, cellular component: nucleus; mitochondrial nucleoid.
UGGUCGUGUCAGGGCAGGAAAGAUGGCGGCCUGUGCGCUCCGCCGCGGAUUGCUCAGCAGCGUCAGUAAAUACAGCCACAAACACCCACACCGCAUCCUCAGCGUGGCCGACAGUGGCGGCGGCUUCGAGGCGUUCAGACCGCGUCCGCAGUGCCGCGCCUGCGGGCUGCCCAGCUUCGUCCAGCAGCGGAGGUUCAUGUCGUCACGGAACAGGCCCGAAGGGAAGAUUCUGGAGACGGUCGGAGUGUUUGAGGCCGUGAAGCAGCACGGGAAAUACGAGACAGGACAGCUGUUUCUCCACAGCGUGUUUGGCUACAGAGGAAUCGUCUUGUUUCCUUGGCACGCCCGCCUCUAUGACCGCGACAUCACCCCUCCCAUGUCGGACAGCAAACCCGAGCCUCCGGGCGCCCACGGCUCCAAAGAGGUGAAGGGGAAGACUCACACCUACUACCAGGUCCUCAUCGACACCAGAGACUGCCCUCACAUAUCUCAGAGAUCCCAGACGGAGGCGGUGACGUUCCUGGCAAACCACGACGACAGCAGAGCUCUGUACGCCAUUCCAGGUCUGGACUACGUGAGCCACGAGGACAUCCUGCCCUACAACUCCACCGAGCAGGUUCCCAUCCAGCACGAGCUCUUCGAGCGCUUCCUCAUGUACAACCCCGCGAAAUCUCCUCCGUUCACGGCCCGGGACACGCUGAAGGCGUGGCAGGAGAAGAACCACCCCUGGCUGGAGCUGUCGGACGUCCACAGAGAGACCACCGAGAACAUCCGGGUCACCGUCAUCCCCUUCUACAUGGGCAUGAGGGAGGCUCAGAACUCCCACGUCUACUGGUGGCGUUACUGUAUCCGCCUGGAGAACAUGGGCAGUGAGGUGGUUCAGCUCCGAGAGCGACACUGGAGGAUCUUCAGCCUGUCGGGAACUCUGGAGACGGUCCGAGGACGAGGAGUGGUGGGCCGGGAGCCGGUGUUGUCUAAAGAGCAGCCAGCCUUCCAGUACAGCAGCCAUGUUUCCCUACAAGCCCCCAGUGGUCACAUGUGGGGGACGUUUCGUAUCGAGCGGACCGACGGCUCCCACUUCGACGUGCGCAUUCCCCCUUUCUCCCUGGAGAGCAACAAGGACGACAAAGCGCCCCCUGCUGGCUACACGUUCUAAGCCCCGCCCCUCCUCGGACAUGGCCGCCACGCCGGCCCAUCUGGGGUUUUCUAGAACUGUCCUGUAACACGGCCUCCGCGUGAGAUUAGCAUGAGUCGGGUCUGUUCUGUCCCCAAACGCAGCGAUCGAACCUCUGAAGGUAGAGAGUCAGUCGGCUGCAGUAUUAACGGAGGGAGGCUCCUCACACUACAACUUCAAGCUAGUCUUUCCUCCAACUCUUUUUUUUUUUUUUUUCUCCUCCUGUGAAUCCCUCAGUCUCUACAGCAAAGCUCUGUGGGUCUUCACCGACAAGCAGGAAGCCGCUCUUUAACUUCUAAACACAUUUGAUACGAAACAGUUCGGUUGCAGCUGCAAGCAGCACAAAGUGCCAUCAGCUGCUGUCUCUCCGGCGAAGAUGGAUUGAAAUCCAAAGGUCAUGGUGCGUUCAUGCAGCUGGGAAAUCAAGUUACCGUUUUGGAAAUUCCCACUUCUGAGUAAGAAGCAAUGUCUUGACAAAGUCCAAGAUACAUAAAUUUAUUUAAAAAUGGACUUUGUCACUUAAUAAACACAGGAGUGCAUCAGUCAUCUAUUACAUUUACAUUGUGUCAAUUAGAAGCAGAAAUAAUGUCUGAUCUUUAUUUUCCCAGUGUGAAAUUUAAAGUUUGACAGUGUUCAGGUGUGUUCUUGCUACCUGGAAGUCAAAUUUCCCACUUACCAGUUAGCCCUGAAUGCGCCGGUUGUGCUUGUCUGGCAUAUAUUUAUUGAAUUAAUGGGAUGAGAUGAAGCAUGCUGAAUGAGCGACUUAGAGAAAAAUCUGAGACGUUAUAGAUGUAGAAAUUCAGAUAAAUUUGAUUCCACUUGAAUGUACCGUUACGGUUUGAGCCUCGUUGGAAAUCUGCGUCGGCGUUGCGUCCUCUCAUUUUAAAUCGUCCCGCUCAACUUUUCAGGGGACAUCAGCGGCUCCCCUCCCUCAGACCUCUAAGUUAUUCCUGUUUCUUUUUGUACAUUUUGAGAUGAGAUCAACGGAAAGUCUUUGACAGUGAUUCAGUGUUGAGAGACGAGAGCAGAAAGCCGGAGCAGUGAAGUGAAGCCUCCUGAAGAUGAGGGGACGGCCGCUCCUCCAGACUAAAACCAAAACCAAGUCCCAACUCCCUCACUCUGAUUUUAUGAGCCCAACAUUUCUGAGAGACCGAGGAAAGAAACUAACCUUUUCCUGUUUUGAUAAGUGAUUUGAAGCGAUGGUUGAAAUGCUACUGUAAAUAGAGAUGUAAUUAAAGGCAAAAACCAAUAAAUAUUCCUUUUGAAAAAUAUA